This is a messenger RNA of Boleophthalmus pectinirostris (great blue-spotted mudskipper), 1103 nucleotides long. It is a transcript of the gene gstr, whose product is annotated as glutathione S-transferase rho. The coding region runs from base 128 to 808 and encodes 226 amino acids. The record is from RefSeq and is a predicted model, not a curated record. NCBI's taxonomy places the organism in Eukaryota, Metazoa, Chordata, Actinopteri, Gobiiformes, Gobiidae. The transcript has 6 exons.
AGAUGAAGAAGCAGACCGUGAGCUAGCUGUAGUCCGCUAGAUCAUCUGACUUACUCUACAAGUGCAGACCUGUUGUUUCGACUUCACUGUCUGUAAAACCGUGCAAAACCGGUGCAAAAGUAAAACCAUGGCUAAAGACAUUACUCUGUACUGGGGAUCCGGCUCUGCUCCCUGCUGGAGGAUCAUGAUCGCUCUGGAGGAGAAGGGUUUGCAGGGCUACAACCAAAAACUGCUCUCCUUUGAUAAGAUGGAGCACAAGUCUCAAGAGGUUUUGAACCUGAAUCCUAGAGGACAGCUUCCAACUUUCAAACAUGGGGACAAUAUUGUGAACGAAUCAUAUGCAGCUUGCUUUUACCUUGAGGAUCAGUUCAAGUCCCAGGGGAAUAAGCUGGUCCCAGACACCUCUGCUGACUUGGCUCUAAUGUACCAGCGCAUGUUUGAGGGUCUAAACCUUAAUGACAAAAUCAAUGCGGUGAUAUAUUAUGAGUAUUAUGUUCCUGAAGCAGAGAGGCUCGAUUCUGUGCUGAGGAAACGCAAAGAUGAACUGGCCACUGAACUUAAGCUGUGGGAGGGGUAUUUGGAGAAGUUGGGCUCAGGUUCUUUUCUGGCUGGUCAGCAGUUUUCUCUGGCCGAUGUGACUGUCUUCCCAGCUGUGGCUAACCUCAUUAGAUAUGGGUUAUUGGCCGAUCGUUAUCCCAAACUGGCACAGUACCAUGCUCUGCUAAAGGACCGACCCAGCAUUAAAGCCAGCUGGCCCCCACACUGGCUGGAGAACCCAAAAGGGCAGGACACACUCAAAGACGUCUAGAAGUCAAGAGGAAGGAAACAAGCAUCUCUAGUAGAAAGAAUUUGGUCAUAUGAACAUCACGUAAUUUUACAAUACAAUAAUAAUGUACUCUAAACUACUAAACAAGGCUUUACCAUUUAAUUUAGAGUUUAGACUUUAAGCAUUUGCACUAUUGAUAUUAUUGCACUAGUAUAGAAGAAGGCGGCCCUUCUAUAUGCCUUAAAAUGUUUCAAGUUCACCACUUCAAAUGCACUUAUGUAUGGCCUUGUAGCUUAUCAUUUCAUUGUACAGAAAUACAGCCAAGCUUUGGAAAAUA